AUGUCAGAGGACAACGAGGUCAAGACCUCUGCCGAAGGCGCCCAAGCCUUUGUCGACGGAUACUACAAGAGCUGCUCGGAGCGACGCCAGCUCGCCUCGUACUACAUCAACAGCAGUGCGCACUACCGGGGCGCCAACAUGCAAGCCGACAUCAGCAUCAACGGCAUGGUCCUCGAGGACCCGACCAAGUUCGAGGAGCUGCUCGAGAAACAGGCCAACGGCGGCCGAGUCAAAUACGACGUCGAGGGCUUCGACGCGCACGUUCUUAACGCAAACUUUGUCGUCGCCAUGCCCGAGAACCUCAGGCCCGCCCAGCAGGCCGGUCGCACCAGCCGCGACCGCGCCGACCGCGACCACAAGAUCUCCAUCAUGGUCAUGGUCAACGGCGCCGUCCAGUUCGGCGCCGACAGGAGCGCGCCCCGUAGGCCCUUUACCGAGGUCUUUGUCCUGGUGCCCAACUGGGAUUCCAUGGGACCCAAGGCCCAGCGCGGCGCCAAGAGGUUCCUGAUUUUGAGCCAGAACUACCGGGCUAUGUGA
Pyricularia pennisetigena is the source of this 537-nucleotide messenger RNA. RefSeq lists its product as uncharacterized. The record is from RefSeq and is a predicted model, not a curated record. The transcript has 2 exons. Lineage: Eukaryota; Fungi; Ascomycota; Sordariomycetes; Magnaporthales; Pyriculariaceae. The coding region runs from base 1 to 537 and encodes 178 amino acids.